This is a messenger RNA of Nycticebus coucang (slow loris), 3669 nucleotides long. It is a transcript of the gene HERC6, whose product is annotated as HECT and RLD domain containing E3 ubiquitin protein ligase family member 6. The transcript is spliced from 24 exons. Lineage: Eukaryota; Metazoa; Chordata; Mammalia; Primates; Lorisidae. Gene Ontology annotation, molecular function: ubiquitin-protein transferase activity. The record is from RefSeq and is a predicted model, not a curated record. The coding region runs from base 396 to 3461 and encodes 1021 amino acids.
UGGAUACACAAUUUUAAAAGAUAUAAAGUGUGAAAUAAAUAGCAUAAAAUACAAUGGAGAGAAUUUUUUUGUUCUGUUUUUUUCUUUAGCUUUUUUUUUUUUUGAUCUUCUGCCCUUAGAUAUGAUCCUUUAUUUCUCACAUCUCCUUGGCUCUUUGUUCAAAUGUCACUUCAUUAGAGGGGUCUUCCACAUCACCACUUGAGGUUAUACUAUCUAUUUAUCCACGUUCUUUUUCUCAGGUGAACAUAACCACAAGGAUCGUCCCUUCCAUCAUAUUGCCAGUGCUAAAAACUGUACGAAAAAGAAAGGCCUCGCACAACAGUCACCGGCGUUUGGGCGGGAGCCUGUGCAGACGCGGCGGACAGAGCGCUGCAGACGGCCAGCGCGAGAGCAGCAUGUACCUCUGCUGGGGCGCCGGCUCCCGGGGGCUGCAGCGCCGGAGGGCGCCGGGCACCGGCGGCGCGGGGCUGCGGCAGGCGGCCAGCGGGGAGCGCCACGCGCUGCUGCUGCUGGCCAACCGCACGGUCUACUCGUGCGGAGACAACAGUCGGGGCCAGCUGGGCCGGAGGGGAGUGCAGAGCCGGGAGCGGCCAGAACCAAUUCAGGCAUUGGAAACUCUAAAUAUUGAUCUGGUGAGCUGUGGGAAGGAGCACUCCCUGGUUGUCUGCAACAAAGGAAGGGUCUUCGCCUGGGGAGCUGGUUCUGAAGGGCAGCUGGGAAUUGGAGAAUUUAAGGAAAUAAGUUUUACACCUAAGAAAGUCACAGCUCUGACUGGUAUAAAAAUAAUACAAGUUUCCUGUGGACACUACCAUUCCUUGGCAUUAUCAGAAGAUAGCCAAGUGUUUUCAUGGGGAAAGAACAGCCAUGGGCAGCUGGGCCUGGGGAAGGAGUUCCCUUCCCAAGCCAGCCCGCAGAGGGUAAGGUCCCUGGACGGGCUCCCGCUGGCUCAGGUGGCCGCCGGAGGGGCUCACAGCUUCGCCCUGUCUCUCUGUGGGACUUCGUUUGGCUGGGGAAGCAACAAUGCUGGGCAACUGGCCCUCAGUGGGAGUAACACCCCAGCACAAAGGUACAAGCCCCUGUCAGUUGGUGCCCUGCGGAACCUCGGUGUGAUAUGUAUCAGCUGCGGUUCUGAGCAUACUGCGGUGCUUACCCAGGAUGGGAAAGUAUUCACAUUUGGGGACAAUAGCUCUGGACAGCUGGGAUACAGCACCACUGCUGAGAACAGGGGUCCACAGCUUGUGGAAAAAAUUGAUGGCUUUGUUUCGCAGAUAGAUUGUGGAAGUUAUCACACUCUUGCAUAUGUGCACAGCACUGGUCAGGUAGUAUCAUUUGGCCAAGGACCACGUUGCACAAGCAAUCCAAUUCCUCCAGAGGCCCGGGCAGAGAACUUUGACAUCAGCUGCAUGGUCUCUGCUGAUGACCUCGUAGAUGUUCAAGUCAUGCACAUUUUUGCUGGAACAUAUGCCAACUUUGUGACAACUCAUCAGGAUACUAGCUCCACAGACGCUUCCAGGAAAACACUGCCAGAAAUAAGCCGGAUUAAUCCAUCCAUGCCAGAAAAAUGGAUGGCCGUGAGCAGAGGGAGUGCUCAACAUGAAACCGCUAAAAGUGAAAUUAGAACAAUAUUUUCAUCUCCUGCUUGUCUGACUGCCAGUUUUUUAAAGAAAAGAGAACCUGGAGAAAUAAUAUCCAUUGAUGUGGACUUACAGAUGGCAAGAGCUACCUUUAAGAAGUUAACAAGAAAGGAAUGGAUUCUCUCCAUGAUAACUGCAUGUCUCAAGGACGAUCUGCUCAGAGCUCUUCCAGGCCGUUCUCCACACCGAGAGGCUCUGUCAGUUUUCCUUCUGCUCCCAGAGUGUCCUGUGAUGCAUCAUUUUGAUAACUGGGAGAGCCUGGUGGUUCCAUUUGCAGUGGCUGUUUGUAAAAUGAGUGACCAGUCUUUACAGCUCCUGAAGAAGUGCUGGGCAUCUUUGGAAGAGUCUUCCCUGAAGAGGCUGGUUCAGAUGCUUAAGUCCGCUAUUGUCUCUCAGCUGCAUAAAUGGACUGAUCUGAACUUCAGUCAGCACAAUUGUAACAUCAAAGCUCUUCUAGGAAUGAUGAAAGAAGUGCAUAAGGUAAACAAAGUUAACUGUCGACUGCCAGAAAAUACUUUCAACAUAAAUGAACUCUCCAACUUAUUGAACUUUUAUUCAGAGAGAGGAAGACUGUUCCGUCGGGAUAACGACUUGCUACCUGAAGGAAACUGCAGUCCUGUUAUUUUCAGUGAUUUUCCAUUUAUCUUUAAUUUGCUAUCUAAAAUUAAAUUAUUCCAAGCUGAUUCACAGAUAAAGAUGCUGGGGUUAAAAGAGAUGGCAUGCCUGAAAUUGAACCAAGUGAUCCUGCAAAAAAUGGAUGAAUUUCCUCCGUCACCCAGAUUUAUAAUUAGAGUCAGACGAAGCCACCUGGUUGAAGAUGCUCUACGUCAGUUAAGCCAAGCUGACGGCACUGACCUUUGGAAAAUACUAGUGGUUGAAUUUAUUAAAGAAAUUCGUCCUGAGAGUGGAGGGGUCUGUUCAGAGUUCUUUCACUGUAUGUUUGAAGAGAUGACAAAGCCAGAAUAUGGAAUGUUCAUGUAUCCAGAAAAGGAUUCGUACAUGUGGUUUCCUGUCAAACCUAAAUUUGAGAAGAAGAGAUACUUUCUCUUUGGAAUUCUGUGUGGACUCUCCUUAUUCAAUUUCAAUGUUGCCAACCUUCCUUUCCCAUUGGCUCUGUAUAAGAAACUUCUGAACCAAAAACCAUCACUGGAAGACUUAAAAGAACUCAGUCCUGUUUUGGGGAAGAAUUUGCAAGAAGUUCUAAAUGAUGACGGUGAUGACAUUGAAGAAGUACUUGACAUACAUUUUUCUAUACAUUGGGACCAAACUAAUGUUGACUUAAUUCCAAAUGGGAACUCUGUACCUGUGAACCAAACCAACAAGAGAGACUAUGUUUCUAAGUAUGUUGAUUAUAUUUUCAACAUCUCUGUAAAAACAGUUUAUGAGGAAUUUCAGAGAGGAUUUUAUAAAGUCUGUGAUGAAGGGCUAAUUAGACGUUUCCAGCCUGAAGAACUAAUGGCAGCAAUAAUUGGAGAUACUGAUUAUGACUGGAAGCAAUUCGAACAGAAUUCAAGUUAUGGUCAAGGAUACCACCCAACACAUCCUACUAUACUGAUGUUUUGGAAGGCUUUCCACAAACUAACUUUGGAUGACAAGAGAAGAUUUCUCCUUUUUCUUACAGGACGUGAUAGGCUGCAUGUGAGAGGCUUACGGGAAGAGGGAAUAGUAUUUCGCUGUCCUGAAACUUUCAGUGAAGGUGAUCACCCAAGAUCGGUGACUUGUCAAAAUAUUCUGGACCUCCCUAAAUAUUCUACAAUGGAAAAAAUGGAGGAAGCACUUCAAGUAGCCAUCAAUAGCAACAGAGGAUUUGUUUCACUGGAUUUCUAAUCCAGUCACCUCCAGGAGUCCCAGGAAAGGCUCCCUCACCCUCGGAUUCUUCUGUUCUUCAUACAUCUCAUUAAUACAAGGGCUUGAUGGAUUUUAGUUAGAAUGAGUUGACAUGGGGUAGGAGUACAGAGAUGAUGGUCAAAGGGUACAACGUUUCAAUUAGGAGAGUUCUAUUGCAUAGCAUGAUGAAUAAAAAUUAACUUAUGUA